AAAAGAAAAGAGAAUUGUAUUUGGGUACCUUCUACUAGCUAAAGUAGAACCGAGAAUCGAAUUCGGAAUUGUGGGAGACGGAAGAGAGAAUGGAAGCUCUGAGCGCAAAAUCUAAGCUAGCCGCGGUGCUUUGGCUUGAGGGCUUCAGACAGGCCUGUUGCCUUCACCGUGUGCUGAUUCUCUGCCACAGGUCCAGAAAGCUUCUGAUACGCACAGGACAGUGUUUUCUGUUGAAUGGUUUCAUUUUCUUAGGAAGCAUAAUUAUCCUUAACUCGUUCAUCAUCCCAGCUCUAUACUGGAUAUUGCCUGAUAUGUGUCCAGAAUCUAGUUCUCAAGAAUUCUGCUCAUUUGCUGUCAUUUGGGAAUUUUAUUCCUUCUUACGUCAUGGACUCAUACAAAUCUUUUAUGUAACUUGGUUAUACCCAUUAUAUGUAUUCAGCUUUAUCCUGAGCAACAUCUGGUACAAUGAUAUUGCCAAGUAUGGAUUUUCUGCAAUGGGGAGACCUGUGAUUAACAAAUUGGAUCCCGUUAGGCAAAGUGAUGCAUCAACCUUACAAAAUGCAGCUGGCAUGGAAAGACCAACUGACCUAGGACGGGUCAUGAUUGGAAUAGGAGAGCAGGUUUAUUCAGUGCUUCUUUUGAGCUGUUUCUUCUUAGAGGUAUAUGUGACAGGAUUUAUACCAUAUGUGGGCAAGGCAUUUAAUUUUCUGCUUCUUUCCUGGAUGUAUGCCUACUACUGUUUUGAGUACAAAUGGAAUUUUUCUGAAAUCGGUCUAGACAAAAGGCUGGACUUCUUUGAAUCUAACUGGGCAUUUUUUGCUGGUUUUGGAAGCCCAUGCGUUGUACCUCUUUUUUUUUUCUCACCUCUUGUGAGCUAUGGGUGUAUGGCUAUACUCUUUCCGUUGUUUGUUUUGACAGCUACAGGUUCAGAAGCUGAGCAACUUAUUUCUUCUCGAAGAACAAGCUGGGGAGGCGCAUGUUUCGGACGGCUUCAAAUAUUUAAGACUGCAGAUAGUUUGUCGAUGUGGUUGUUGUCGCUAUUUCCCGUACAAUCAAAGAGACGUCUUCAAGAACAGAAAUAUCUGUGAGAAGGUACCUUAAUGCAUGGAUAAUUCUAAAUGUGAUAAAUUCCGUCAAAUCUGUUCAUUAUGUAAGUUGGAUGGUUCAAGAUAACGCAUGGGUUAAAGUUAACAAUUUGUGUGCACAGACAGUAGGUAUGGCCAAAGCUAUGUACAUCAACAAUAUCCUGAGAUACCAAUUUUAGUGGUCAUGUUAAAUUAACAAACUACAGAAAUGUAUGAAAACUACAUUUGAUAACUUACAUUGAUAUAGAACAAUUUGUGGAUAAGUUUGAAGAACAGCUUGUUGUAAGCAAGAAGAAAACAAAGUCAAGGUAGCUGUGUGUCUGUUUCUUUUUAGU
Molecule: messenger RNA, 1420 nt
Organism: Rosa chinensis
Lineage: Eukaryota; Viridiplantae; Streptophyta; Magnoliopsida; Rosales; Rosaceae
Product: protein EI24 homolog
Exons: 12
Coding region: 90-1088 (332 amino acids)
Biological process (GO): macroautophagy
Cellular component (GO): endoplasmic reticulum
Source: RefSeq, a predicted model, not a curated record